AUGAAUGGUUAUCAUAUCAGCUGGGGCACAGGACAACAUCUGGAGUACUUGGAUGUACCUUCGAUGAGAAUCCCAACCCUGAAGCACUUCUAUUUCUACCAGUUGGUGUAUCCUUUAGCGUUGUUCUUCGUCAAGGCUAGCAUCCUGGCAUUGUACCAUCGCCUCUUUGAGAAGCUAGAAUUCCGAUACAAAGUGUGGUUUGUAGCUGCAUUUGUGACAAUCUACACGAUUGUAGUCCUUUUCGUCAAUGCUUUCGAAUGUAGGCCGAAGCCUUCGCAAGCAUGGUCACCAACGUUUCCCAAGGGUUGCAACAACCUGCGAGCUACCUAUUUCGCGCUCGGGGCCAUAAAUGUCCUCACAGACAUCACGAUCUUUCUCUUGCCGUUCAAAGCUUUUUGGAAGUUGCAACUAGAUCCGAGAAGACGGUGGGCUCUCUUCGGUAUCUUUGGUGUUGGUGGCAUGGCCGUCAUUGCUUCAAUCGUGAGAAUAUAUGCGCUCUGGCUGUACAAUGUCACCAAAGAUAUAUCGUACGACUCAAUCUUCAUUCUACUAUUAUCACAGAUCGAAGUCAACGUAGCAAUCAUAUCCGCCUCGGUCCCGGCCAUACGACCACUCCUCAGGAACACACCACUUUCAUUCAGUCAACCGAAGGCGUAUGGAAUCGGCUACACUCGUACAAUAGGCAGUGAAUCGGCCUCCAAUAACUGGAGUUCUCACAGUCGCACAAGAUCCAGUGGUCAAACCGAGCUUCUCACGUACGGUGGGCGUAGCCCGGUGGCAAAACAGAAAAUUUUGUGCGGAGGAAGAAGCAAUACAAGCGAAGAGUCCAUUUUGAAAGACGAUGGUAUUACGAAGACCAUGGAAACAAGGAUAGACUUUGAGCGGAUUCCCGAUGAAGAGUUGCUGCCGCGCCGGAUACCCAGGAAGAUUUCGCAUCGAGCAAGAUGCAGCAACAAAACCGCGAAAGAGUUUGGGGAAUAUGAACAGGGUUUUUAA
Alternaria atra is the source of this 996-nucleotide messenger RNA. RefSeq lists its product as uncharacterized. The record is from RefSeq and is a predicted model, not a curated record. Lineage: Eukaryota; Fungi; Ascomycota; Dothideomycetes; Pleosporales; Pleosporaceae. The transcript is spliced from 4 exons. The coding region runs from base 1 to 996 and encodes 331 amino acids.